CCCAAACCCAAGUAUCAGACACCACCGCCGGAGGUUGCCAUGGACACCUUCUUCCUGUCGCACGGCGCGCCGACGGUCUGCAUCGACGAGACGAUCCCGGCGCGGAGCUUCUUCCAGUCGUGGCUGCCGGCGGCGAUCGCGGGCACGCAGGCGCCGCGCGCCAUCCUGGUGGUGUCGGGUCACUGGGAGACGGACGCCCCGGCGGUCAACGUCGUCCGCGGCACCAACGACACCAUCCACGACUUCCAUGGCUUCCCGGACCAGAUGUACAAGCUGACGUACCCUGCGCCCGGCGCGCCUGACCUGGCCGAGAGGACCAAGAGGCUCCUGGAGGACGCCGGGUUCGGGCCGGUGGGCGAGGAGCACGGCCGCGGGCUCGACCACGGCGCCUGGGUGCCGCUGAUGCUCAUGUACCCCGACGCCGGCAUCCCGGUGUGCCAGCUCUCCGUGCAGACGGAGAGGGACGGCACGUACCACUACGACGUCGGCAGGGCGCUGGCGCCGCUCCGGGACGACGGCGUGCUCAUCCUCGGCUCCGGCACCGCCACGCACAACCUCGCCAGGAUGGGGCCUCACGACGCGCCGCCGCCGCAGUGGGCCUCCGACUUCGACACCUGGCUCAAGGAUUCGCUCAUAGACGGGAGGUACGAGGACGUGAAGCGAUACAAGGAGAAGGCGCCGCACGCUGAGGUGGCGCACCCAUCGCCGCAUCAUUUCUACCCGCUGCACGUCGCGCUCGGCGCCGCCGGGGAGGAGUCCAGGGCGGAGCUGAUCCACCACAGUUGGACCAACACCAGCAUCUCCUACUCUUCAUACCGUUUCAGCACCAAGAUAUAACGGCCUUGAGUUAUUUGGUUUGUACUAAUAAAUUGGUUGAGGCCAUGAGAAAUGAACUUUUUUGUG
Triticum dicoccoides is the source of this 903-nucleotide messenger RNA. RefSeq names its product extradiol ring-cleavage dioxygenase-like. NCBI's taxonomy places the organism in Eukaryota, Viridiplantae, Streptophyta, Magnoliopsida, Poales, Poaceae. The record is from RefSeq and is a predicted model, not a curated record. Bases 40 to 837 code for a protein of 265 amino acids. Gene Ontology annotation, molecular function: ferrous iron binding; dioxygenase activity; zinc ion binding. The transcript has 3 exons.